CUUUGGGAUCUGCUUUUUGGGAGCAUUGGCACUUUUCACGCUGUAUCGCGUCCAGGAGCACGUGAGGAUCUUCUGAGGCUCUUUCCACAAGAGGACAAUCACAAAUCGAAAGCAUGACUCCUGAAGAGUUCCGAAGAGACGCUGGUGACUUCCUGGAUAUAUCUGAUCGCCUUGGCGACGCUUGGGAGUUGAAAAGCGUCAAGAAUAGACUAGAAGAGGAAGUUCCCUUCCUCUUGAAACGUGGAACGAAAGUGUCUUCUGCAGAGAAAAUCUUCAGCAUUGAAUUUCAUGUCACUUAUCAUGUGAGCUAUCAAGUUCCUGUACUGGGAUUCGAAGCCUUUGCCAGUGAUGGAUCUUCAGUGAGGCACGAGGACGUGUGGAAGUUGCUGAAGAUUGAGGAGAAGCCGAAAGAUUUCUUCUCUGUGCUCACUCAAAUGGAUCAUCCAGCGCUCUUUCGGCCAAUUUGGACACUUCAUCCCUGUCGCACUGCUGAGAUCCUCGAAAGCGUGACUGGGAACAGGAUUGUGGCCUUCCUGAGUGCUGUCGGACCCAGUGUUGGGCUCUCUCUGGACCUGGCGUACGGCAUAUUGCGCAAAUUUUGCACUCUAUCGAAGUCAAUCAACGAUAAUUCCGCUCUUCAAAACCAUUUAAAUUCCUUCUGUGGCAAAACAGAAAAAUUGGUGACGUCUUGAGGUGAAAUUGCGCCUUGCCCUCGAAGUUGGUCACGGAGCCACUUUUGGGCGACAUGCAAAGAGAGAUAAUUCAUUUUGGGUGAAAGAUUUGUGGAGCGACGCAUAGAAAACUUAAUGGCGCCAACGAAAUUGCCGGAAGAGCGAUGGACAGGCCAUCCUCUUGACACUGACCUCAAAGCUGCGCGAGCGAACUGCAAAUUUCUGGUCUUUCUCUAUGACCGCUCAUUUUUCAUGCAAUCGCGUCCAAAAGAAGUUAUUUAAUGGCUGAGCGAUCGAAUGCGAACUUGAACCACUUUUAUCGCUGCUCUUCACGCGCAUACAAUUGGAAUUAAUUUGAGCUUGCAAGUCGCUGAAAUUGCCCUGCAAUUUAGCAGAGGAGAAGAGCCGGUCUUGUGUGGCAAAAAGGGCUCGCGGAUGGCGAAGAGCGUCUGUGUUCUCAAAUAUGGGCAUUGGCCGCAGAGGCGCAACUUACAUUUUCACUUGAAGAUGCUGACGAGAACCGGUUGCAGUUCUUAUUCUUCAAACGAGUUGCGUGGCCAAUGACUCUGAUGCAGCAACCUUUUGCCCAGCGAAAUUCCAUCCGGCCGGGAUGCUCUAGACUCUCUCUAGAUGGACGGCGCCCUCGUCUAUCUAUAAAUAGACUUUCUGGUUUCGCCUCGGGAGCCCGCCAGCCAACUUUAGAACCUGCCAUUCUUCAUUCUUGCGCCUCUCCUGCACUGCGUCCAACGUGGGAAAUGCAGCCGAGCUCAACACACCUCCCAAACUUCCAUGGAUUUAUCUGAUCUCCAGCGGAAAUGCUCUGUUGCGAUUCAAUGUACAAAUAAGAAUGACUUAGGGCAGUUCUUGCGGCCAAAUUCAGAACAUUACACACUCGAUUUGAAGUCAAAGUCAAAUUGUGCUGCUUCGAUCGCAAAGUAAUGACUCUAUUUUAUCUCUAUUCAACUGUCAGAAUAAAUUGUUGUAACAAAAUUGUUUAUUCGCUGGCCAAAUGGGCGACGUCGAUUCUAGAGAGCUGGCAAAACGUGAGAUGGUUGUUCAGAAGAGUUGCAGCAUUUGCAAGAGCUUUUCAAUGAGCUCAAGAUCAUCGAAAUCGAAUGAAGCAAUUUUCAAAGUUAAGUUAAUUGAUCUUUAAUCAUUUUUAAAAUUAAUCGUUCUCGCAAUGUACAACAAUUGAACUUCGGUGAAAGCUUCAUGUUCUUCUUUUAGUAUUUUGUUACAUAUAA
Messenger RNA from Phlebotomus argentipes, 1915 nucleotides. RefSeq names its product nicotinamide riboside kinase 1-like. Gene Ontology annotation, cellular component: cytoplasm; intracellular anatomical structure. The record is from RefSeq and is a predicted model, not a curated record. The coding region runs from base 114 to 692 and encodes 192 amino acids. NCBI's taxonomy places the organism in Eukaryota, Metazoa, Arthropoda, Insecta, Diptera, Psychodidae. Gene Ontology annotation, biological process: macroautophagy; protein modification by small protein conjugation; protein lipidation. The transcript has 3 exons. Gene Ontology annotation, molecular function: Atg12 transferase activity.